Williopsis jadinii is the source of this 910-nucleotide messenger RNA. RefSeq lists its product as uncharacterized. The transcript has a single exon. NCBI's taxonomy places the organism in Eukaryota, Fungi, Ascomycota, Saccharomycetes, Phaffomycetales, Wickerhamomycetaceae. Bases 107 to 607 code for a protein of 166 amino acids. The record is from RefSeq and is a predicted model, not a curated record.
AAAUUUUCACUAGUCUAGCACGGCAGUUAUAAACUAGUUGCAUCACAACACAUUUUGAAAUGAGACAUUUCCAAGCAGACGUGUUGGAAGAAGAGGAAUAUGUGCCAUGUCUCAUCAAUUGAAUCUAUAUAAAGUGUUAGAAUCGAGGUAUCAAUUGCUGAAGGACCAAGUCUCGGAUGGCUCAAAGUAUACAGAGAUCAUGACUGACUUAGCACACGCAAAGCUCCUACCAAGGAUAGAGGAACUUUCAGGUGUAGCAAUUGAGGAGGUUGAGACUGAGUUGGAGCAGUAUCUGCUCAUCUUCGAUGGUGAGGAGGAUGCCCUGUCUGAAAUCAUUGAACUGCAGAAGAAGUCUGCCAUUGCUAACACCAAGAAGAAAGAUGAUGAGAUUCUGGAGUGUGUUGUGAAUGUGUGUGGAGAGGAGCCUUACGCAGAGGUUUGGCCUGUAACGAAGGAUGCUUUUUACUCCAGGUCGCAGGAUCAAUUGAAUGAGCUGAUGGAGUUUUACUUUAUUGGACAGACACCAGGCACUGCUGAUAUCUCCACGGGCGAGAAGUUAGUGAUGUUGCAGCAAAUCGUUGGACUACGACCUUUAGAGGAUGACUAAUUGUAUGAGUAUUCGUAUUAACCGGUAUGCUUAGUCAUUUCUCACCCAGAGAGUACUGUAUAAGAGAAUUACUCGUGUAAUGUCACCUAUCAAUAUUGAUGACUUGUACUGUACUGUUUGCUCAUAAUCAGUGUCUACUAUGUCAAUACUUCGAGUUCUGAGAUAUAUACCAUUGUCAUCAUGAUCUUGGCUCUAACAACGGUGGCUACUGUCGGUUAAAUGUCUACACGUAUUCAAACCACACUAGCAUAGCACCUCUAUGCUGAAUUGAAAAAAAAAUGGACGAGUCCGGAGUCGAACCGG